AUAAUAUAAAAUUAAAAUAAUUUUGAUCUUUGACAUGGACAGACAAGUUUGAAAAUUGAAAGUUCGGAGAUUGAUGCAAUUUACUGUAAGAGAGAAAUUUCAGAGGGAGAUGACAUCUAAAGAUUCAGAAGGGAGCAGCGGACGCCUACGCCGGGGCCGGCGACAACAGAAACCUCUCGUCAUCUUCGUCGCAGUCUACCUUGCUGCUGCGGAAGUUGCACGACCUCAAUCGAGAUAGACUAGAAUACUGAAAGACCGAGCCCAGGAUCAUCGCUCGAUCUGAACUUUCGUAGACUCGAAGGAAUAGGAGUGGCGACCCACUGCUGCCGUCGUCACUGAUUCGCCAUCUCCGUUGCCCUCGCGGGAGGACCCAGAGUUCGUGCCGAUUUUCCUCUUCAUCCCUCGAUUCCAUUGGUUCACAAACACGGUCACACGGGGUGAGAUGGAAAUAAACAAGGGAGGCAGUGGAUCUACUUCAACAGAUUUUCUUCUACAAUGGAGCCAGUGGCAACUGCUUGAUUCCAUUCUCCCUACUGGCGGUUUUGCUCAUUCAUUUGGUCUUGAAGCUGCAAUUCAAGCCAGCAUAGUCUCUAGCCCUGAAGAUCUUCGAACACAUGUAAUACACGUGUUAGAAAAUACUGGGAGCCUGCUCCUUCCUUUUGUGUUCUCUGCAGCAAUGUCGCCUAACUUGGAAACCUGGCGUGAACUUGACAGAUUGUUGGAUGCAACACUCACGAAUGAAGUGAGUCGGAAAGCAUCAAUUGCACAAGGAUCAGCACUUAUGAGGGUAGGCGCAGCUGUUUUUUCUGAAUGUCCAUCCCUUAAAACCAUGAGAGAAACAUUUCUAGGUUCUGGGGUUGUUUCUUUCCACCACGCUCCUAUUUUUGGGCUUAUAUGUGGACUUCUCGGAAUGGAUGCCGGAGUUUCUCAGAGGGCUUACAUGUUUAUAACAAUGAGAGAUAUCAUUUCUGCCGCGACAAGGCUAAAUUUGGUAGGACCCCUAGGUGCUGCCAUCCUGCAGCAUCAGAUUGCUCCUGUUGCCGAAGAUAUGAUGAGAAAAUAUAUGGACCGAUCAGUUGAUGAAGCAUGCCAAACAGCUCCUUUAAUUGAUUUGGUGCAGGGUUGCCAUGGUUACUUGUUUUCUAGACUAUUCUGCUCUUAAAAGCGUGAAACAAUGCUUCAUCAGCUUCUUCUCUCACUUCUCUGUAGGUCUUUGGACCUUAUCUUGGGCCCUAAAAGAUUUGCUAGCUGAUGGCAUCUGUUCAGCUCCUGUACCAAUUGAUGGAUGAAUGUCAUGCAUCGUCUGUGGAUUCUGUCUUCGUAUUUGUUGAAUGACUUGUUUCUAGAUUACAAAUAGAAUUUCUGGAAUUUUGUUCUUUAUGUUGUGAAUCUUCUUUGCCACGUCAUAACAAUUCUAUGGUACAUCUGAGGACAUUGGUGUGGUUGUUGCUUUCAAGCGACAGUUGUGACACCAAGGGACCCAUUUUCGUGGUGCUAGACAUGCUUAGAAGUGAUGAUUUCUCGUGUACUUUGCCAUGAUUGACAGGAGCUAAUGGUACUUUGAAAAUGAAAUCACCACCGUUAAACAAGCGGAUUCAUUAUAGUGUUGAUAUCUGGACCAUAUUUCCCCAUGUGGCUGUUAAGAGAGACAGGGUAUAUAUGGCACAGAGGUUUGGGGCGGCAUCUCUGGCACAAAAUUUUACAAUGCAACAGUAGUCAUACAUGUCCAUGCACUUCAUUGUGCGAUACUAUUCGUGUCAAUGCCUACGAAUAUAGAGUCAUGCUCCUCAAGUCAAGACAGAUGAGAUGCUUUAUUGCCCAUUUUCCGUCAUGUUUCAUUCAUUUCGGAAGCUUACUAAGCACACACAGAUCAGCCUUUGCAGAACAUGUGAAAUCUUUUACGGGAAUUCACCAUCAAUAGUCUUGUUCCCUGCUGCCUUUUCAAAGGUGUUAGAAAUGGACUAUCAUUGAUCCAGAAAUUUCAUGUGAAACAGAGUGGCAGACAACACCGUAUGUCAACCUUGACUUCUAUAUCCUUUAAUAUAUAUUUUUUUUAAAAA
Malania oleifera is the source of this 2060-nucleotide messenger RNA. Its product is annotated as urease accessory protein F. The coding region runs from base 443 to 1162 and encodes 239 amino acids. The record is from RefSeq and is a predicted model, not a curated record. NCBI's taxonomy places the organism in Eukaryota, Viridiplantae, Streptophyta, Magnoliopsida, Santalales, Ximeniaceae. The transcript is spliced from 2 exons. Gene Ontology annotation, molecular function: nickel cation binding.